GUGGCGUCACGGCGCGCCGGGCGCGAGGGAAAGAGCCGGUGCCGGGGAGCGAGGGAAGAAAGGAGGGAGCCGAACACGGAAGUGCUGGCGGCGCCUGGGGAGCCGGCGGAGGCAGCGGCUGCGACGCCCGGGACGAGCACCGAGCGCCCCAGGGCGGGGCGGGGAGGGUGGGUUCGCUGGAAGGCAGCCGCCUCGGAGGACCCACGCGAGGUGCCGGAGCGGCAGGGCCUCCUUCAGCGCUUCGGCGAGCUCGCAGGGUGAUGGCGAUGGUGAUGGCGGCUGCUGCUCGGACCGCCCCAGCAAAGCUGCGCUCCGGGAGAUUUCACGUGUCUAGAAAGAGCUUAAGCCUUAGAGUCAAACAUCCCUACAUUUUCAUUUUCACACUGACACGUUGUGUGACCUUGAAUAAGCUGCUUUACUUUCCUGAAUGUGGAAUUCUCAUCUCUAAAAUGCAGAUGAUGCCUCCAUCAAAUUUUUAAAAGUACAUGGGAAAUAUUAAUGGAUAUAGAAAGCCAAUUAUUACCAAUGUCUCCUGUUAUUAACAAGGUAUUGUAGGACACAUCCAGAAAGUGCCUGGAAGAAAAUUCCACCUGGAAAAACUGAAAAAGCACUAUUUAUAACACUGGAGUUUGUGGAUAAUUUCUUAAAAUGGCGGAAAGUAGUGAAAGUAACGAUAAAAAUGUAGAUGUAAGGCCCAAAACAAGUCGGAGUAGAAGUGCUGACAGAAAGGAUGGUUAUGUGUGGAGUGGAAAAAAGUUAUCUUGGUCAAAAAAGAGUGAGAAUUGUUCAGAUACUGAAACAGUGAAUGCUGUUGAGAAAACGGAAGUUCCUCUAAGAAGCCAAGAAAGGAAGCACAGCUGUUCAUCCAUUGAGUUGGACUUGGAUCACUCCUGUGGGCAUAGAUUUUUAGGUCGAUCCCUGAAACAGAAACUGCAAGAUGCUGUGGGACAGUGUUUUCCAAUAAAGAACUGUAGUAGCCGACACUCUUCAGGGCUUCCGUCUAAAAGAAAAAUUCAUAUCAGUGAACUUAUGUUAGAUAAGUGUCCUUUCCCACCUCGAUCGGAUUUAGCCUUUAGGUGGCAUUUUAUUAAACGACACACUACUCCUAUAAAUCCCAAAUCAGAUGAAUGGGUAAGCACAGAUUUGUCUCCAAGUGAACUGCGGGAUGGUCACCUAAAACAAAGAAGGAACAUGGAAGAAGAUGUGAACUGUUUCUCACACACCGACGUUCAGCCUUGUGUCAUCACUACCAACAAUGCGUCAUGCACAGGUGGUCCUGUGACUGACUCAGUGGUGAACCUGGUUUCAAAUAAUAGUAUAGAAGAUAGUGAUAUGGAUUCUGAUGAUGAAAUUAUAACACUUUGCACAAGUUCCAGAAAAAGGAACAAACCCAAGUGGGAAAUAGAUGAUGAAAUCCUGCAGCUGGAAACACCUCCCAAGUACCACACGCAGAUCGACUAUGUCCACUGUCUCGUUCCAGACCUUCUUCAGAUCAAUAACAACCCGUGCUACUGGGGAGUUAUGGACAAAUACGCAGCUGAAGCUCUACUGGAAGGAAAACCAGAGGGCACCUUUUUACUUCGAGACUCAGCACAGGAAGAUUAUUUAUUCUCUGUUAGCUUUAGACGCUAUAGUCGUUCUCUUCAUGCUAGAAUUGAACAGUGGAAUCACAACUUUAGCUUUGAUGCCCAUGAUCCUUGUGUCUUCCAUUCACCUGAUAUUACUGGUCUCCUAGAACAUUAUAAGGAUCCCAGUGCCUGUAUGUUUUUUGAACCACUUUUAUCCACUCCUUUAAUUCGGACUUUCCCCUUUUCCCUGCAGCAUAUAUGCAGAACAGUUAUUUGUAAUUGUACAACUUACGAUGGCAUUGAUGCCCUUCCAAUUCCUUCUCCCAUGAAGUUGUAUCUGAAGGAAUAUCAUUAUAAAUCAAAAGUUAGAGUACUCAGGAUUGAUGCACCAGAACAACAAUGCUAGGAAAAGGGUAGGAACAUAGGAAUAAUUAUAUACAUAUUUUCAGUUAGUAUUUUUAUUUUUCUUAUGCCAUUUUGAACUUUUCUACAAAGGCAGUUGAUAUCCAAAAUAGUCCUUUGUCCUAGAUUUUCCUUCCAGAUCAAUUUAUUUUUCCUAUGAUAUACUAAUUGUUUAAGGUUAUACCCUAAAUUGAAUAGGUAUUUUUAACCAGAUAUUUUUGGUUUUUGUUUAACUGUGUAGAUUAUAUACUUAAUACUUUUUUCUUAAUUUAUGUAUGAUCCAGGCAUAUUUGAAAUUUGAUAGGCAUUGCAAACUGCGUUAGGAUAUUCUGUGUCUCAUACUUUAAAAAUAAUCAUAUUAUCUACAUGUAAAAAAUUUUGUUAAUUUAUACCAUCAGUAUUAUACAUAAAAUAUAGCUUCCCCAUCGCCAUUUUCUUUGAGUUGUUUUAAAAAUAUUCAGUAAAGAUGAGUAUUGUCAUUCACCAUUCAUACUAACCUGACAUUUUAAUUUCCUAAUAAGGGAUGUUAAAGGUAACAAAAUGACUUAAAGUCAAAUGUAAUGUUUUCAUUUUAAAUAUUAACCACAAAGCAGGAUUUCUAAUAUGGUUAACCUGGUCUGUGAGAAUCACGUGAGAACAUGACAUUCCGGAGGUACAUCUGUUCUUCAGUAAUGUAGUAGGAUCGUUUGUUAUACCUGAUAGGUCUCUUUGUUAACCUGAAAGAGUUAUAACGCCUUGAAAACAAAUUUUAUUACAGAGGCUUUAAAAACAACCAUAGCACUUUUAGCAGCUAAUAGUUACACAGUACUAAAGCUACUGUAGGGUUUUUGUAUAUUAACUUACUAACUGUUGCUUCUACUUAGCCCUUUUGUGGAAACUCUUAGCCUCUUAACUUUGGGGAGAUUCCACAGUUCAUAAGCAGCCACAGGUUUCUACUGGUGAACAAAGAGUACAUGAAAAGGUUUUGUUACUUUAAAUUUAACCUGAAUACAAGUUCAAGAAGUAAACAUGGAACUCAGUAUUCAGGAAGCUUAAUACUGCUCUUCAUCUUCAAGUUCCAAAUAAUUACUCCUGUUUUUAGAAUUUAUGUUUUUAAUGUGGCUUCAAAAUAAAGCCUUCAGACAGCUACAUGGCUUAUGUCAUACUGAACAAUAAGUAGGACAAAAGGGUAAUAUUUAAAUUGACUCCCAAGAACAGGGCAGCAUUUUUAAAAACAUCAAACUUCUUUUUGUAAAAGAUCAGUUACUAAUAAAUCUAUACAGAUUGCCCAGUUUUUCUUCUAAUGAGUUGUCUGCCCAUUUGUACAAAUUGGCAUUUGUAAUAUAAUAAUUGAUUUAUUGAUGCUAGUUUAGCUGUAUUAUUAAACUGUUUCUACCUGGAUUGAAAGAAACUUCCGAGUUUCCAAGUUAGAACAGAUGUUUCCUAAUUGUUGCUUUAUGUUGAAAUAGCAUUUCCCUUCCUUGCAGUUCUGCUGGUAACAUAAAAAUAACACUUCUCAGUAACAGCUUUAAAAUCCUCAGCAAUUAUUACAAAACGAAACCGAAAAAUUGUUACCAUUAUCUUCUAGCAUUUUUUUCCUCAGUGAUCUCAAGAUUGUCUCGGGCUCAGUAAGGGGUAGCUACUAUGAUGUCAUUUCCCUGAGCAGUGAUGAGGCUCAGGUUACCAUCACACCAGGAUCGAGGUAAAUACCUGUUUUCAAGAUGCUCACCUUUUAGAAUGGUGGAAAGUCAUACUACCUCAUCUUUAUUGUGGCACUUUUGUAGAUCACUGAGAAGCUUAUCUUAAUCAACAUAACAUUUCCUCAGUAUCCAUCUUUGGUGAAAGAAAAUUGACAAUGUGGUAAAACUCUACCCACGAUUAUAGUUUUUUAUCAGACUUUGAUAAAAAGACUUUUUGUUUCUGUGAAACAAUUAUUUUAAAUAUUCUUCUUUUAAAAAUAACUUUUUAUCAGAACAGAAAACCCAAGGAAUGACUAGCUUAUGAAUAUUCUGUUACACAGUAGUUUUAUAAAGAAAAAUGAGAUAUAAUUAUGUUGUCUUUUAUAGUGGUAAAAAUUAGUGUUUAUAUGAAAGUCAAGAUCUAAGCUUUUCAUAUAAUUCAAACUGAUUGCUUGUGAUAUAUUUUCUCUGGCUUUUUAUUUUCUCAACUUCAAGGUAUUAAUAACAACAUUUUCAAAAUACUGCCAUAUAUGUAGCCUUGAAGUAUCUACUAAGAACAGGGAAGAGACUCACUCUGAAAUGGUUUGUAUUUUUCUUUGGUACUUGCUGCAAUGAAAAGAAAUUUGGAAAGUAGAAGUAUAAAGACUUGAGAAGGGAAUUGUUUGCCAUGAAGGGAAAAGAGUAGUACUAAUUUUUUAAGACAUUUAAAGAUUGGAAUUUAGAAAGGUUAACCCCUUUGUGUCUUUGUGAAGAUCCAUUUGGAGGAACAUCCAUUAUUCAAAAACUUACUCAUCAAAAAUGUUCAAUACAUUUAUUGGAUUAUGGAAAAAGCAAAUUUUCAGAGGAACAGUAUGGGGUGAUAUCACUAUAUCUAAACAUAAAUUUUGUGAUUAAACUUUGAGAACAUUUGAAAAGUGUGAAUUGCAGGGUUGAGGGGGCAUUCAGCGUGGUGGAAAUGUGUAGAGUAUAUUGGUGAGAGAAUGGAACUAACAGAAAAAAGAUGAAAUAUUAAAAUUAACAAUUUGAGCAUUACCUCAGGGAAAAUCCUUGAGUGAAAGGGAGCGCUACUUAAUUGCUAAUAGCAAGUCUGGACCAGAUACUUAACUGCACUUUGGGAAUCAUCCUGUGCUAAUCAGGAUAUAAACUUGAACUUUUCUAUCUUUCUCUGAAGUUUUGUAGGACAUACCCCAUCUUUUUUUAACCUACAGCAUCUUGAUUCGUAUUAUAAUAACUGAAAUAUGCUGAGUGGUAUUUUUUUAAGUUCUUUGAGGAUUUUUGUAUGAAAACUUGUGAUCUUUCUAUAAUUGUGCCAUCCACUUAAAUAAUUUAUAAAUAGAAUGGUUUAAUUUAAAGGAAGACCUAAUAGGAACACGCUUAAAGGAGGCUUUUAGUCAGCCUGUGGCUAGAUUUAUUGAUUUGGUGAUCAAACUUGUGUUCUUUCCUGAAUUUCAGCUCAUGACCAGCUCUGGUCAAAAGGAUGACUUUAAGUUAAAGUUUUGGAUUUUUAUUAUAAAUAAUAAAAAAGAAUGGUUUAAUAAUAGAAAUCCUUUCAAAAGUAGGACAAAUGUGGCAAAUAGGAGUCAUGUCAUUAUACAAAUUCCCAUUUCUUUUUAUAUGAAAAAAACAUAAACCUUAUCAUUUAUUCAUGAGCUGAAGCCAUUAAGAAGAUAAAUCAAGUUACCAACUUCCUGUCUCUGAAGUUUGGAUCAUUUUAUAGAUCCACGUAAUAGCUUCCUUCCUGUGAAACAAAGAAGAUAUAAUUCUUAUAUUCUUUGUUUUCAUUAAAAAUAGUCACUUUUGACUGUAAUCAGAAUCCAAUAAAUGGCUUAUGUAUUGAUUUUGGCAGAGAAUGUCACAGGAAAGUAGACUGAAUUAUAAAACGUUCCUGGAGACACAACAAGGAAAACAAUGUUUAAAUGUAAAAUAGCCUGGGUAAUGUAUGGUAAUUUAAUUUCCAAAUGAAAAAAAAAAUUUUAAGUCAAGGGCAGAUUGUUUCUUCUUUGGGAAAAUUCUUUAUAAUUUUUGUUUCCACAUAAUUAGUUUUACAUUAAUUUUUAUUUCUAAGGAAAGAACAUAAAGCACAAAGGGUUCUUUAUUAGUGGCCUAUUAGGAAUGAGGAAUGCUACAAGAGCCUCUCUGUCAUUCUGAUACACUAAAAUUGGACACAAAAUUUGGAGGUAACUUUAUAAAAUGAACUGGCUUGUAAGUAAAAAAUAUAGAUGAUGGAUAUAACCCAAUAGAAAGACAUUUAGGACACAUGAAUUCUAUUUCAAAAAAGCAAAGAUUUAUUUACUUUAUAUUUUUUAGAGAUUAUUCAGUCCUAUGUCUUUUCAUAUCCCAUAAAAUCUAAGUAAUAAUAUUCUCAUUUUAAUUCCUGAAGGAUAAUUAUUCCAUGAGAAGUGACUCUCGGAGCAUACUUGAAAAUAAUUACUGUACAGCCGUUAAAUACUAAUGUGAUGAUAGGUUUUCAGCAUAUCCCCAUAGUGGAAUUUGCAGAAUUGUUCUCUUGUUACUCUAAUAGACUUUCUGGGCAGGAUUUGACCAUAGAGAAAUCAGUACACUUUGAACUGAUGUCAUAGCGUCUGCAACUGCAGGAACGACUGCCAUUUUCUCUUACAAAUUGUAAAGUCUAUGUAAAAUUGAUAUCUUAAAAGUUGAUUACAUUUGCAGGAAAUAAGAUAAUCACUUUUGCUGUGGUUAUAAUCAAAUCUGAGUUUUCAGACUUGAGAGCCAUGGUGUAGAUUUUCUCAAAUUAUGCCGACCUUGCUAGAAUUGGAUAAAUUCUGUAUAAGCCAAGUAUGGCUUAUACAUACUUGAAUAUACAGUUUAUUAACUUUACAAAGCUAUGACUUGUCAAUCAGACUUGUAGACCUACACCCUUACCCAAAACAAGUAGAUUCUUCCCAGUUUUAUUUUUUAUCCUGAAGUUCAAUGUUUACUAUUGGAUGUGAGUUCAAAUAAGCUGAUCUGAGUAACUUUUCAUUUCUGAAUUAAAACUAUGAAAAAUCCAAA
Messenger RNA from Oryctolagus cuniculus (rabbit), 6640 nucleotides. NCBI's taxonomy places the organism in Eukaryota, Metazoa, Chordata, Mammalia, Lagomorpha, Leporidae. The record is from RefSeq and is a predicted model, not a curated record.